UACUACUGCUUGGAUCGCCAGCCAGCCCAGCUCUCUCUCUCUCUCUCCCGGCUCGGCGCGCGCCCUUGCUUAUAGCUGCUGCUGGUGCUGGUGCUGGAGCGAGCGAGCAAGCGAGCUAGCGAGCCGCCCGCCAACAGCCAGCCACUCUCUCUCAGCCGGGCUGCCAGCAGCCUGCCCACCGCCACUAGCCACUAGCCAGCCAGUCAUAGUGUCAGUCGGUCCCGAGCGGAGGUGAAGGUGGGAUAUACGAACCGCUGCUCGAGGGAUCAAUGUGACGUGUAUAGCCCAGCCACCCAUUUCGCCAUGGCUUUUCGAUCGGCCGCCACCAGACGAUGCGACGACGUCUACUAGGACGUGCCACGACGAUGGCUGCGCCGCGCCCGUGAGAGAGCGCCCUCAGCGCGAGUCCUGUGUUGUUGCCCUUUUUUUUUUCCAUUAAAGACGUGCUGUGCUGUGUUGUGGCUGGUUUUUUGGUCGUUUCGUUCGGAAGCCGCGUUUCUGAAUAUGAAUACUUCGCGUUUACGUAUUGCAACAGCAGCACGAUUCCAGUGUGCAAUGGGCGUCGUGUGAGACCUAGCGGUGGUGCUGCUGCCGCCCACCCCACGCCCUUUCUGUAUCUGUUAUCUAUAUCUCUUAUCGUUUUUUAAGGGGGGAGGGGUUACUGUGUCGUUGGUGGUGAACCGAGAGUUUUUUGAGAGUUCCAAAUCCGAAUUUUGGAUUCUUGUUUUUUUGUGCUUUUGUUGGAAUUCCGCGACUACGACUCGGGGGGCGGUGAGCCCCGUUUUUAUGUUGUGCUUGCAAGAACGCAUAAAGCACAUACACACAGAGACGACGAUACCUACUCUGCCUACCUCUUCCUCCUGCCGCUGCUCCUCUACUCUGCUUGCCCACAAGUGGGUUGAACCGAAGUACGGCCUUUGAAAGGUUGCUGGAGCUGUUGGCGUCGAAAAGAAGAGAAGAAGAAGAAGAAGGAGAAGAGGAAUAAGAAGAAGACUAAGAAGAAGGAACGAGAGGGGGGGAAAGGGAUACUUAGCAAACUCCUUUCUCCCUUAGUGAAACUUUUCCUCCUGGAAUAGCAAAAAAAAAAAAAAAAAAAAAAAAAAAAAAACAGAGAAUCUGGAAAUUUUUGUUUUUUAUUUUUUAUAAUCAAGUGAAUCAAGGAAAAAGAAAGGAAGAAGGAAGGAGAGAACGACGGAGUGAAGAGAAUCUGUGUUUGAGUGUGUGUGCGUGCGUGUCGUCGUGCGUGCGUGCGCGCCGCCAGGGAGGGCUUCCGAUCCCAAUGGAGCCCCUGGAACGCUCCUGCUGGAAAGGUGUUGACGGUGACGUCCAGGGAACCUGGAAAACGUUGGCUGUGAUUGUGAGUGGCUCGAGGAACGGUAGGUAAUAAUAGUGAAGAAAUACGAAACGAAACGAAUGAAAAGGAAUAGUUAGUACAUUCGUCAAGUAACUUAUCCCCAAAAGAGACAGACAGAUAUUCCAGAUCACCACAAACAAACAAACAGACAGACAAACAAACAAAAAAACACACACACCAUGAAGAGAGUUGCAACAUCAUCGACUACCCUCACCACUACCACGACAAAGCCCAAGUGUAACUGCUGCAACUCGUCACUAUCAUUAUCAUCAUCAUCUUCAUCAUCAUCAUCAUCAUCUUCCAGUUCGAGUGAAUGUCACCACCAUCACCACCACAGUCACUAUCACCACCAUCAUCACCAUCACAGGCAAAAUGUGCGAUUAACCAGCAAUUCCUCCAACAAUUCUCCAUCUUCUUCUUCUUCUUCUACGUCAACGUCAUCUUCAUCAUCAUCAUCAGCAGCAGCAGCUUCCAACUCCUCUCGAUCAGCUUCAUCGUCGGCGCCCACGGGAGUGGCAACAACGGCCACUUCCCGGUGCCAGGAUUAUCAUCAUCAUCGCCCGGGUUCUCCAGCGACCACCGGCAGCAGCAGGGUCUUCAAAGGGCAGGGCGGGCUACCUCGAGAGAUCAUCUACACGCGUCGCUCCACCACCUCAAAAGAUGAUGCUGGGGGAGGAGCAGGAGGAGGAGCAGGAGGAGGUGGGGGUAGUAGGGCUAGAGGGGGCGAUGGCCCCACCGGCCCCAAAUUAACCAACGGUAUUAUCUACGGUGGGACGGUCCUCUUGGCCGUGGCUCUGUAUCUCAACACCCUGCAGGCGGGAUUCGUCUACGAUGACCACCGCGCAGUGUUGGGGAACCAAGACGUCGUCGGGUCAGGCCCUUGGUGGCGGGUCUUCGAGCACGACUUCUGGGGGUCGCCUCUCGCCCGUAAGGCCUCUCACGGGUCGUGGAGACCAGUGACGACCUUAUCCUUCAGGUGGAACGUCAUCGUGGCCAGAAUGUUGUCCCACAACAGCGACAAGGGCGCCGAGGAGGAGGAGGGCUCCUCCGAGAUGGGGAGCGACAUUUCCCCGACAACUUCGUCAUCCUCCUCCUCCUCCUCCGGGAAUAAGGACGUCCCACGAAAACAUCAUCAUCAUCAUCAUCAACGUCAGACGCCUCCUGGGAAUAUUCCAACUCCUCCUCCUCCUCCUCCUCAACCUCCUGGGAAUCUUCCGCCUCCUCCUCCUUCUUCGUCUUCUUCUGCUGCGCCCUCAGGCCCUCCCCGCCGCCCUUCGGACCACGCCCAUUCUCCAGUGCCAACCGCGUCUUCGUCCGCCCCUUCUGCUGUGCCUUCUUCUUCGUCUUCUUCCUCUUCUUCAGUGACGCCCUCGCUCAACACCACCAUCUCGGCCUCCACCUUCCACGCCCUCAACGUCGCCCUCCACGCCGCCGUCACCGCCGCCUACGUGGGCGUCCUCAAGUGCGCGGGCGUGAGCCCCUGGGUCAGGCUAGGUGCCGGCGCCCUUUUCGCAGCCCACCCGGUGCACGUGGAAGCCGUGGCGGGCGUGGUGGGCAGGGCGGAGCUCCUGGCCGCCCUCGCUUUCUGCCUGGCACUGACCGCCUAUAUAAAGUAUCUCCGAGGGCGUGACGACACAGACAGGGUAUCUGUAGGAGGAGGAGGAGGAGGAGGAGGAGGGGCAGUAAGAGAGCCGUCUGGGGGAAGCUGGAGGCGUGCCAGCAUCAGCAGCAGCAGCAACGGCUGCGGGUGCUGGGAGGAACAUCAGAGGCAGAAAUCCUUUGAAGCCGCGAAGUCCGACUCGGGAGGGGAGGCCGCCGACGGAAGUAGCGGCUGGUGGUGGUCGUGCGUGCAAAUCCCCUCGUGGGCAUGGUUGAUGGCCAGCGUGGGAGGUGCGGGCGUGGCCAUGGCGUGCAAGGAACAGGGCGUGACCGCCCUGGGUGUGGCGCUUCUCCUCCACGUGGCUGUCAUCGUCAGUAACACCCACCAGAGUAAGCCAGUGCUCAGGGCCUUAAUUCGGGAACUCUGGCCCGGAUGUUUGGGAACAAUCCUACUGCUGUGGGGUCGAAUAAGCGUCUCUUCGUAUACCCCAACCUUCACUCCAGCGGACAAUCCCACGGCGCACGCGCCCUCCAUGCUCACGAGGGCGCUGAGCAUAGGAAGGGCGUGGUCGAUGCACGCUCGCCUUUUAGUCUGGCCGGCCACCUUGUCCUUUGACUGGUCCAUGGGGGCCGUGCCCUUGGUGACCUCCAUCUUCGACCUGGCCAACGUCGAGACCCUGGUCCUACUGACGACCCUCGCGGCUCUGGCCUUGAAGGGAACGCGAGCGUGCUGGGUCCUGAGGAGGCGGAAAAGGCAGAGAAGCCACAGCGCCGUCAAAAUCUAUACAUAUCACAGCCACCAUGCCUACCACGACCUGCUCAACAACAAUAUCCAACAGGGGGACAUCUCCCCCCAUUCCUCCAAGCUCCACCACCACCACCACCAACACCACCACAGUCCUCAUCGAGGAGGGCCCUGGGGAGAGUCCAGGAAUCUGCAACUGGUGCUGGCGUGGAGCCUGUUGGUCGUGCCCUUCCUCCCGGCCUCUAACCUGGCUGCCUACGUGGGAUUCGUCGUGGCCGAGCGAGUCCUGUAUCUGCCUUCCAUGGGCGCCUCUCUCUUGGUGGCGCUGGGGAGCCAAGCCUUGUGGCACCACUUCAACAGAAGCUUUCACUCGUCAAGAGAGUGCCAGAGGAAAGAACCAGUGGCCCGCAGGGUGCCCCCCAACCGCCGUCAGAAGUGGCUGAUUUGGGGAUGGGUGCUCCUUCUGGCCCUCCUCAGCGUCAGGACCAUCAGGAGGAACCAAGACUGGCAGUCUGACGAGACGCUCUACCAAUCAGGCGUCGGGGUCAACCCACCGAAGGCCCUCUCCAACCUGGGCGUGGUGUACAGCGAACAAGGGCGGCUGGACGAGGCAGAGGCGGCCUACAGGACAGCACUGAGCUACGCCCCAAAUCUGGCAGACACCCACUACAAUCUCGGCCUCCUUCUGGCCACCAAGGGCCAACAGGAGGCGGCCAUCUCCAGCUACCAGGCUGCCCUGCGGAGUCGACCCUGGCUGGCCCAAGCUUACCUGGCCAUGGCAGCUGCGCUCCAGAACCUUAAUAAACCCGAACAAGCGAUUAAGGUCCUGGAGAGCUGCCGUGGCAUCACGUCAGCGCCCGCCAGGGGACAGCUGGAGCCACGCCUCCGCGGUCACCAGCUGCAGGCAGCGGCUGGCGCGCGCCCACAUCCUGGCGGGCCAGCCCCACGUCGCUCUGGAGGAGUUAUCUCAGGCCUUACUCCACGCCCCUCACCCCUCAGGGCUUCCCCGCCCACACCCUCUAUACCCUGGCGGGCCGAGGGCGCAUCUGGAAGCCGGGAACACGGGGAGGCGGAGAGGCGCUCUCGAGGGCGUUGGCUCACCACCCUCACCACGUUCCCGCCCACCUCGCCUUCUCCAGGAUGCUCCAGGCCAAUGUGA
Macrobrachium nipponense is the source of this 4857-nucleotide messenger RNA. Its product is annotated as pneumococcal serine-rich repeat protein-like. Lineage: Eukaryota; Metazoa; Arthropoda; Malacostraca; Decapoda; Palaemonidae. Bases 1534 to 4857 code for a protein of 1107 amino acids. The transcript has 9 exons. Gene Ontology annotation, biological process: protein O-linked glycosylation via mannose. Gene Ontology annotation, cellular component: endoplasmic reticulum membrane. Gene Ontology annotation, molecular function: protein binding; mannosyltransferase activity. The record is from RefSeq and is a predicted model, not a curated record.